AGGCAUCUUGUGAUUUACAUGACAUAACUAAACAAGUUUAUUUGGAAAAGACACAGGAAGCAACUGUCAGAAGUCAAUAGCAUAGUCAUAUAUAAAUUAUCUGUUAGAUUAUUUCUGGAUGCAAUAUGCUGUGGAAAGCCAGGUCAAAGUGUGAUUAAUGUAAAGGGCAUAAACUGCAGUUUUUAGCAAUCUAUCUUAUAGAUCUACUCCUUUCAACUUCCUCAUAAAUGGAAAAUUACUUCAAAAUCAACAGUGUUCUGGCCUCUGGAUUCAUGAGUCUAGACUAGAGCAACUAUAAAACAAGAUUGCGUUCUUCUCCAGCUUUUUUCAUGCAGUCACUUAGGGGCAGAAAAAUGGACAGAGAAGCUGCUGUGUAACAUGCUAUUCCUCAUGACCCUAAUGCCCACCAGGCUACCCACAGAGGUGCAUUCGUUGUUUUUACAAUUGGUUUCUUUAAAAAAAAAGAAAAGGCAAGGAAAGCUUGCCAACCAUUGCAAAAGCAGCUGGGGUACCAGCCAAGACAGCUGCUUCCAAGCAAAUCAAAACUAUCCUUAGUUUGCUGGGUCAUUUGGCAUCAGGUCACUGGAUACAUUUACUCAUGGACUGAGCCAGAUUGUACAGUUGAGCAUGUCAUACGAACGCACUAUUUUCACUCUUUGGAUUUCACCUGGAAGUGUAGUUUGUAUGAUUCUGAAAUGGUAUCUUCGGUAUGCCCAACAUUAGUUCUUAGCUUAUGCUACUCCCCCAUUUCUUAGUAACUAUGCAUGGUAUCUAAUUCUUCUUUCAUGGAAUUGUGUUCUGUAAAAGGUUAUACAAUGAACUGUUGCCUUUUAAGUUAGCCUAGUGUUUUUCAACCUUAGCAAUUUUAAGAUGGGUGGACUUCAAUUCCCAGAAUUCUCCGCUUAGUAUGGAGAAUUCUGGGAGUUGAAGACCACACAUCUUAAAGUUGUCAAGGUUAAAAAACUACCUGUUGAGGGUUUUUUCUGAGACUAACAAGGCCUCCCUCCUAAAAUAUUAACAAGCGGCAUACAUCUCAGGGGAUGAGCAAUGAGUAAUACUAGUAGACAAUAAGAGAUGUUAUUGUGAGACUAACAAAGCUAGCCCUCCCAAAAUAUUUACAGGGGACAAGCACUGAGUAGUACUGGUAGGCAAACGUCUGCAUGACAGACAUACCCAUGGUCAACAAUCAUUGUCUAUUUAAUUAAUCCUGGGUUCCCACGACAUUGGACUACAAACUAAACCUCAAUUUUUUUUAAAAAAAAAAUGCAUCGUGGCUCAAUAUGCCUCCCGAAUACAACCAUUACAUUCUCCUUGGGAAUUCCCAGGGCCAUCUUCGUCUCUGAAAACCAAAAUCACCGACCCGCUUCAUGAUGUAACGUUGUGCAUGUCUAUCGAAAGCAAGCCACACUGAAGCUAUCUUUGAGGUAACCAGCACAGUGGCAGAUUUGGCCUUCCAGUUCAUCCCACUUCUCCUGCCUCCGUCCUCAGGCUGCCCAGAUCGGUUUCUCAGUUUGCAAUCCGCAUUAACACGAGGGCGAACAAUCUUCUCAUCCCCCGAACAUGAAUCGCUGGGCAGGAGCCCACGCGGCAUCAGUGCGUAACUGCCCGCGCAUCUUCCACUGAAUAAGAGCGAGCGCGCCGCCCCUAAAGCGGCCUUAAACCCGCAGCAGCUGCCCAGCCUUGCGCAGAUGCACUGCCACAACAGCAGAGACUGGUAUUCGCCCAGGUCUAGUAGGUGGCGCUCCCUCCUUCCCCACCACUUCGAGUCUUUUGCAGCCUCUGCCUUCCAGUGGCAAGAUGCCGCCCAGCGCAUCGCCCAAUGAACGGUCGGAGCGAAGGGCUUAACUGGAAAGGCGUUGUCUUGCAAGAGGCCUCCUAUUGGAGGCUGCCUUUUCCCCAUAAGGCUCGGUCUCCCCCUCCUCUCGCUGGCGUCAGAAAUAGAAACGACUCGGUCCAGUUUGGCGACAAACGAGGGAGGAACGCGCCGGUUCGAAGGGCGCCCUGGAUUUCCCUGGCUCGCUGUCAGAACGCAAGGGAGCCAAGGAGUCAAAGAAAGGACGAGUUUCCCACCGCAAGGAGCCUCUGGAUUUCUUUCCUCCCUUCGGACUUGGAGGAAGCCGAACCUCUCCUCUAUUCCGUAAGGAAACUCGUUACAAUCUUUGGAGUCACAAGGUGCAUCGCAACAAAAAACAAAACAAAAACCCGGAGCAAGGCGCCUUUUAAACGCUUCAAGCUUGAAAAACACGCGUCGGGCAAAGCGAUCAUGGCGCUGGAUUUCCUCGCAGGCUGCGUAGGAGGUGCUGCUGGUGUACUGGUAGGACAUCCAUUUGAUACAGUUAAGGUACGCCUUCAAGUUCAAAAUGUGGAGAAGCCGCUCUACCGUGGGACUGUACAUUGUUUCCAGUCUAUCAUAAAGCAAGAAUCUGCGCUUGGACUUUAUAAAGGUAUUGGGUCGCCUAUGAUGGGCCUUACCUUCAUUAAUGCCCUUGUCUUUGGCGUUCAAGGGAAUGCUCUCCGUGCUCUUGGAAAGGACACACCUCUACAUCAGUUCCUUGCAGGCUCAGCAGCAGGCGCCAUUCAGUGUGUGAUCUGCUGUCCUAUGGAACUGGCUAAGACACGGAUGCAGCUGCAAGGAACAGGGGAAUACAAAUUGAAGUCCAAAAACUACAAAAACUCUUUGGACUGCUUGGUGAAGAUCUAUCGAAAGGAGGGCCUAAAAGGCAUCAACAAAGGAAUGGUUUCCACAUUUCUGAGAGAGACCCCCAGCUUCGGUUUCUACUUUUUAACAUAUGACUGCCUAACAAGGUAUCUGGGGUGUGAGGCGGAAGAUAGUUACAUUGUUCCCAAACUGCUUCUGGCAGGAGGCAUGUCUGGCAUAGUCUCCUGGCUCUCUACUUAUCCUGUGGAUGUGAUUAAGUCCCGCCUUCAGGCUGAUGGAGUUGGAGGAGUCGUACGGUACCAGGGUAUUCUGGACUGCGUUAGAAAAAGCUACCGGGAUGAAGGGCCAAGGGUGUUCACAAGGGGUCUUACAUCCACCUUGCUUCGAGCUUUCCCUGUUAAUGCUGCAACAUUUGCCACUGUUACAGUGUUCCUUACAUAUAUGAGGUCAGAGGAUGGCCAGAUCAGAGGCGAUUUAAGUGGAUGUGAAGCUGGUCCAGUGAUCCAACAGCCUUCAAGUUUUUAAAUUGACUGGAAAAUUGUACCUGUUACAUAUGAAAUGCCAUCAUUAUUACUUUUUUCUUUCUUUUUUUUAAAAAAAGAAUAUUUGGAUACCAAGAGUAUACAAUUUGGUCUGUAUAAAGCAUCUUUUUAAAAAUCUCAUUUAUAAAAGCAGCUUAAUGCUUUAGGAAGACUCUGAGUUGACUCUAGAAACUCAGACAAUAAAAGGAUUUGCCCUUUGAACAUGUGUUCAAGACACAUCUGUUGGAUUUUUCCAGUGUAGCCUUGACUUCAAUUCCCACAAUCCCCAGCCAGCACAUUAUUAAGGAAAUCCAAUGCAGUCACUGUCACCACUUGAAGUCAGUUUCAAUGUAUUGCAGCCAGCUCAAAAUGGCUACUACAUCUUAUCAAAUCUGAUGCUAAAUUCCUAUUCAGACUCUAUCCAUAUUCAAACAGGAAGAGAAGAAAUGGGGCUUUGAACAGAUAAUGAAGACUUGUAUGUACAGAUGUUACGCCCCUUUCAUGUUCAUUGGGGGCGUGGGACUAGGGCCAGCAGCAUACUUCUCUCAACGCACAUUAAAGGUCUGGAUGGGUUCUCUGUUCUGAUUAUUGCUCAUUCUGACCACUGUAUUCUAUUUAGAACUGAUUGUCCUGGUAAAUGUAGAGUAAAAAACCAUUUGUUUCAUUUUUCUGCACUUUAUCCUAGGGGAGCUUAUGUUCUUCCAAAUAAUUUUAGCUUAUAAUAUACAACCAUCUGAUCAGUGGCCCUCCUGGUGGGAACUGAUGGAGAUGAACAACUGGAGAACUUCAAGCCUUUCCCAACUCUGUUUUAACAUCCUGUUGAAAGUCAUUCUGUAGAUCAGGAGUGUCAAACUUGCAACGUCACAUGACGUGUCGCAAUGUAUCGUGACUUUUUUUCAAUUGCCGGCAAUGUGGGCACGUCAUGGUGCAUCCCGCCGGUAGUUUGACACUCCUGCUGUAGAUGAUAUACCAUUCUUCUUAAUUAGCAGUACUUGUCAAGAAGCCUUCUUCCGGCUAAUUGUGAAUAUUUUACUACAGUGUAUGAACAGCCUGCUUUAUUUCUUGAUCAGUAGUAAGUCAAUAUCUCAAUCAUGCUGCUCAGUAUUCAGAUGCGUUCCCUCCUAUUUACAGAUUAUAGUUUGUUUUUCCGUGCUACUAUUUGCAUUUGGCUUUUAAUUUUUUAAUGUAUGUAGUUGUAUCUUGUAAAUAUUUAAACAUAUUUUAGUAUGUUUUGAGUUGGAAGCUAGAGCAAACUAUCUAGAAACCUUGUUACAACCCAAAAUGUAGAUUGUUUUUAAGGUAGUGGUGAUAGAUGUGCUUAAAUUACCAUUUCUCCAUUACUGGGUAUAUGCGCAUAAUUGUGAAAGUAUACUGUAUUUAAAAGGAUUUAACAGAAGUGUGUUUUAGAGAAUUCAAUAAUGAAAACAGAAGUCAAGCCCAGCAAUUUUGGAAACCUUGGUGAACAAGAAACCUAACAAACUAUUAAGUCUAUUUCAUAGCAUCCUUAAAUAAGAAUGCUGCAACAUUGGCUCACUGACGUCAGCAAUAUACUAAGUUAAUUGGGUUUUAUUAACAAAUGUUUAAGGUUGUAGUGCUAUGCACACUUAUCUGGAUGAUUAAAGUCCAAUUGGGCUGAUUUCUGAACAGCAAAAAUACCAUUGGCCUAGUCAUAAUGUAUCUCAAGGUGUGGCCAAUCAAACAUCUGUUCCACAUCACUGAGUGAAGAAAAAAAAUCUUACACUAAAUCAGAGUAAUGAAGCCUGCAGGGGUUGCCUAUAAGUGUUAAGAAACCUUGAGAAUAAUUAGCUUGUCAUUGGAAGUUUUGUUUCUGUCCAUAUCUAUCUCACUUAAAGAUCUGCUCAUAAUUAAUCAGACCUAUGGGCAGAAAAAACAAUUCUCUAAUUUUAUGCCAAUAUUUUCACAUGGACUUGAACUGGACGCAUUGGGGGUGAGUUUGGACACGCAGAGUAUUUUUACAAAUCAAUUGAGGAAAAUCAAAUUAAACCCACGUGGUAUUGUAAUUCAAAUUGAAGCCAUGCUGCACAUUACUACAGGAUUGAGCACAAUGUCUGCUCUGGUUAAUUUCCUCACAAACUGUUUCCCACAAUAACGAUGUAAAUGUGCUCAUUCAACCAAUGAAUGAGCAAAAAGAUGAUGUGAAAUUCCUCAAGUGCAAACUAUGGAUUAACACUACCACUUAUCCAUUCAAGAAAUACAGUAUAUGAACAUAAUGUGAAAUUGCCAAGCAGCAAGAACUAAGUGUAACAUUUAGAUUGAAACUUAAAUGGCUGAGGAAACAGGAUGCAAGACAAGUGCAUACUAUUUCUCAUCGCCUCUAAGGACACCUUAACACUCAACCAGUGGUCACUAUUUGGCACAUAGUGGGUCAUUAAUGAGCCUUAUAAAUGCUUUAAAUUGCAGUUGCACCAUUAACUAGGCCCUGCAAUAUAUAAAUAAUACAAAUACCAUGUUUCUCACAUGUUUUUAAGUACUUCCUAUUUUUCCACUACUGCCAUCAAGAAUGUGCAAGCUCAAUUAAAAAAAGGUACCACUUGCAGAUUUAGCUUUGGAUCAGAGCCUACAUAGUUAUGGGUCCAAAACAUCUGUUGAAGGCAGCUGUUGAAUAGACAAGGUGAAGAAAAACUGGUAGAAAAUCUAGCAGUGUGAUAUAGAACGAGGCUCAUAUGUAGAAUGUACCAUUAACUAACUGCAGUGGAAGGUUUUUUGGGGGACAGGUGCAAUAUGUCUGUUUGAACUCUUUUUUAAUAAAAAUCUAGCCAAUUAUUUUAAUAAUAAUUAUGCUGGAGAAACCUAUAAAACUGGAUUGCUGCUUCUAUACCAUGCAGGUAUAGUGGAUAUUUUGACACUACCAUAUAUGCCGGCGUACAAGGCGACCCGGCGUAUAAGAUGACCCCCGUCUUAGUCGCCGAGCCUCAUUCCUAGAACGUCGUCUUAUAUGCCGGAAACUACCAGUAUUUCCGGCGUAUAAGACGACUCGGCGUAUAAGACGACCCCCGUCUUUGGCGCCGAUUUUAGCGCUUGCGGAAAUCGCCUUAUACACCGGCAUAUACGGUACUUGCAGGGACAUUCAAAUUGAAUGUGAAACCUAAGUUGUUUGUUGUGCAACGACACUAUCUUCUUUUGUACAGUAUUCUGUAACUAUUGUACAUAAAAGUAAUAAACCUUUUUUAAAAUAUA
Messenger RNA from Crotalus tigris (Tiger rattlesnake), 6378 nucleotides. RefSeq names its product solute carrier family 25 member 29 (gene SLC25A29). The record is from RefSeq and is a predicted model, not a curated record. Gene Ontology annotation, cellular component: mitochondrion. The transcript has 4 exons. Gene Ontology annotation, biological process: mitochondrial L-ornithine transmembrane transport. NCBI's taxonomy places the organism in Eukaryota, Metazoa, Chordata, Lepidosauria, Squamata, Viperidae. Gene Ontology annotation, molecular function: high-affinity L-arginine transmembrane transporter activity. Bases 1820 to 3184 code for a protein of 454 amino acids.